Molecule: messenger RNA, 1128 nt
Organism: Glycine soja
Lineage: Eukaryota; Viridiplantae; Streptophyta; Magnoliopsida; Fabales; Fabaceae
Exons: 2
Coding region: 1-1128 (375 amino acids)
Source: RefSeq, a predicted model, not a curated record
AUGGACAACCAAUUUCGCGUUAGCAUCGUUGGUUGCGUCUGGUCGCACGAAAUCUGGGCCAUCCUCAAAACCUAUUUCUCUUCCCAAACGAAAACGCGAAUCAAGCAGCUUCGCAUUCAACUUCGCAACACCAAGAAGCAAGGGUCAAUCAGCGAGUAUUUGGUCCAGAUUAAGCAGAUCGUAGAAGCCCUUGGCGCAAUCGACUCUCCCUUAAUAGAUGAAGAACACAUUGAUGAGAUUUUUUAUGGUCUCCCUGAAGAAUAUGAUGGGCUCAUCACCUCGUGUCUCACGCGAUCUGAACCCUUCACUAAGUCUAUCUAUGGGCUCAAGCAGGCACCAAGAGCCUGGUUUUCCAAGCUUGCAUCUAGUCAGAUUUCUUUUGGGUUUAAGCCAACUAGGUGUGAUACAUCUCUGUUUGUGCAUGCUACACCAAAAUUUAUCACCUAUAUUCUGGUUUAUGUUGAUGAUAUCAUUAUAACAGACAGCUCCACCUAUGCAGUCCAAUCUGUGAUUUCUAAACUUCACUCUUUGUAUCCUUUCAAAGACCUAGGCACCUUACAUUUCUUUCUAGGCAUCGAAGCCAACUACACCAUUAUUGGGGCUCUUCUCCUAUCUCAAUCCAAAUAUAUCACUGAUCUUUUAGCCAAAGUCAAUAUGCAUAAUGCCAAACCCAUAAAGACUCCUCUGGCCCCUGGUUCAAAAUUGCAUAUGGAUGGUACAAAUGCCUUUUCUGACCCAACUCUCUACAGAUCUGUAGUUGGAGCCCUGCAAUAUGCCACCAUCACUCGUCCAAAUAUAUCUUAUGCAGUAAAUAAGCUUUGUCAGUUUAUGCACAGCCUUCUUGAAAGUCAUUGGAAAGCCAUAAAACGUGUACUCAGAUAUCUCAAUGGCACAGUUGAUCAUGGUUUAACUUUUUAUCCUUCCCAGCAUCUCUUCAUCACUAGCUAUAGUGAUUCAGAUUGGGCUUGUGACUCAUCUGACAUGCGGUCCACCUCAGGCUUCUGUGUUUAUUUAGGAAACAAUCUUGUGUCAUGGCUUGCAAAGAAGCAACAGUCAGUCUUUAGGUCCAGCACUGAGGCAGAAUUCAGAAGUUUAGCAGCUCUAGUUGCUGAAAUUAAAUGGCUCUAG